Messenger RNA from Mycosarcoma maydis (corn smut), 3471 nucleotides. RefSeq lists its product as uncharacterized. Gene Ontology annotation, biological process: DNA-templated transcription. The transcript has a single exon. The record is from RefSeq and is a predicted model, not a curated record. Gene Ontology annotation, cellular component: nucleus. Lineage: Eukaryota; Fungi; Basidiomycota; Ustilaginomycetes; Ustilaginales. The coding region runs from base 1 to 3471 and encodes 1156 amino acids. Gene Ontology annotation, molecular function: DNA binding; zinc ion binding; DNA-binding transcription factor activity, RNA polymerase II-specific.
AUGACCGACAGCCACGCAAACCGUCCCUCGAUGGAUGCUGCAUGUCAGACGCCGUCAAGCUCCACAGGCACCCCCAACAGUCGAGGCACAAAACGCAAGGAUUCCGACGUAGAACCCGCCACUCUCAAAACCGAGUUCAGCCCCAGUCACACUUCCCUCGUCACCCAUGAGAGCCCUGUCAAUUACACCAGCGACAGCGCAACUGCCAAGGACCCAACGGGCACCGCUAGAACCACUCCCAGCUCCGCCGAGAAACCAUCCGGCAAGCGUAUCAAGACUGCCCGCGCAUGCGACUCUUGCCGUCGCAAAAAGAUCCGCUGCGAUGUCAUCGAUGACGGCGGCCCUCCCGUCGGCUCGCUCAACAACGGAAACGGCGGCCUGAUUUGUGCUCAUUGCAGGCAGUAUGGCUUCGAAUGUACCUUCUUCUUGCCCAUUACAGAGACGCGCUUCAAGAAAAAGCACCAAAGGGAGGCAGAGGAAGCAGCAGCUGCAGCAGCAGCUGUUGCCGCUGCCUCUAGCGCAAAUGGCAUCGCGCCUGGCCAAGUGCACAUGCACGCUGGCGGCUUCGCACUCACGCAUCCUGCCUAUCCGGGCCUAGUGCCAACGCAGCCCUACAUGGGCGCCUUGCACAACCCAGCGGGCUUCCACGCGACGCAAGCUGGCCUCGCUCAGCAAGGCUGGGGUGCCCGUGUCAUGCCGCAGCAUCUACAGAGCGCACAAUUGCCUCAUUCUGCAGCUCAGCAGCACCAGAGCCUCCCCGCGCAGCGUCAGCUGUCACAUUCUACUCUGCCUGCACCAACCAAACAGCAGCGCAGGAGUCCUUCUCGUACGCCCCCCACCGAUACCCGCGUACUAGGCCCGACUUCAAUUGCUUAUCUCGUUCAUUCGACCGCCUUCAUUCCCGGUGCUGCCAUCGAAGCACACGACAUUAAACACAACCAGACUUUCGAAGUCGGUGCCAGCGGCGAUGGCAUCAUCCGUUUUCAUCGUGCCAAACUCAGGCCUGUCAACGGUGACAGCGCGCCCACUGACGCUGAUUCGCCCGAUCUGGACGAGGACGAGGUGACUCAUAUACCCGAAUCCAUCAAGGGCCGCCUCGCUGGCGAUGUGGCCGAAAAGCUUGUCAACACUUACUUUGAAAAAGUAGCAACUCUCUUCCCCGUCGUAACCAAGUCGGAAUUUCUCCACCUCUCCCCGACACCGCCGCUGCUGCUCUACGCCAUCUGUGGUGUCUCUGCGCUCAGCCGCCAAGUGCCGAGGGAAGUACGUGGCGCUGUUCAGAUGACCAUCAAUGCCCUCUUCCGAGAGAACGACUUUUUGUCCUCUUCGAACUCGGUGACCGUUCGCGCGUUGCUCAUCAUGUCGCUGCACGCCGACCUGCACGGACCUGCGGCGCUUCAGGCUGGCACGCGCUGCUGGAAUCGAACCGGAGCUGCUAUCCGCAUGGCACAAGACCUAGGCCUGCACCGCGAUGCUAGUGGCAAGGACGAAGCUUCGCAUGACGCCUUCUUCUUGGAGCAGAAGCGCAGGAUAUGGGGAUGUUGCGUCACUGCCGAUCGACUGCAAAGCAUCUCACUGGGCCACCCGAUGAUGAUUGACCUCACUGACUGUGACGUGCGUCUCCCAUCGCCCUACGAGAUCCUUCGAGCGUCCAGCGAUCUGCCCUCAGACCCAUCUACGAACCGUCCUUUUGCGUACAACACCGAGAUGCUCAAACUCACCAUUCUCUUCGGCCGUGUCAUGAAGACCAUCUACAGCCCUACAGGUCUCAUGAACGCCACCGACGAAGAGAUCCUCAGCCUGCUCCGCGAUAUUGAUGCUUGGAAAGCAGCACUACCCGACGAGCUUGUCUUCAAAGGCGCCGACUCGAGCGCGCCUGCCGGAAUUCUCCACGUUGGCUUCGCAUGCCUCAUGAUGCUCUUCUUUCGCGUGUUUAUGCGCAUCUCGUACAUCUGUCCGACGCACCUCAAAUUCAGUCUCACCAUUGAGAGGAUGAGCUCGCUGAUUCAGUACUCGACCGAGGCCAUUGCAUGGGUGGAGAGCAACGACUUUUACCUUGACACGAUGCAGAUCGUUUCGUACUGUCUAGUCUCGUGCGCUACUGUCCAGUAUCAUGCCUUUGUGCGUCGCGGAGACCAGAACGCUCUGACACAGCUCAAAAAGGUGAACGACGUAAUGGGUCGCUUCCGUCGCGAGAACCACGAACCCGACGAUGCCGGCAUGCGCGGCAAGGCGGCCAGUGUCAUCUCCCUGCUUUGCGACAGUGCCGUGGGCGUUUAUGCCAACACGCCUUCCACUGGAUCGCUCAACCCGACAGCUGGUGUCACGAACCGCAAAUCCAAGGAGAACGUGCGAGGAAUUGUCUUCAAGCACGAUGCUUCCCGACCUGGAGGCGGUGUCUAUGUUGCUGCUGAUCAGCGCUUUGUAUUGCACGACUUGCCGAAAGGAACUAUCAUCAUGUCCGAGACGCAAGAUGGUAGUCGCAUUCCCGCCCUGGUUCGUACGGGCAAUGAGCAGAACGGAGGUUGGCAGACAUACGAGCAAUAUCGAGCUGCACUGGGACUUUCGACCAGCAAAGACGCCAAUGAUGACUUUGCUGCUGCAUUGGCCAACCUCAACAGCGUCUCCGCGUCGGUGCUCGCGUCCGACCAGCAGGCACGCGAUGGCUCUGCAUCUACCGUCCGUUCGUCGAUGUUGACAAGCUCGAUUCCUGCGCUUACCUCCUCUGCGCCAGCACCGAGUGGCCUUUCGGCGAGUGAUGCAUCCGCCGCCGACACGGGCGGUCUCGGCCUCACACAUCUCGGCGGCGAUGUGUACCAAGACGCGCAAGGUCAGCCGGUCACACGUUCCGGCACACGUCUGCUCACGAUGGUCCCCAUCGGACUCGACGCUCUAAACUCGGGUAACGCAAUCCUCGACUCGAACCUCUUCGCCAACAUCACCGAGAGCAACAACGCUUCUGGCGCCACCACCACCAGCAGUAGCAAUAACUACCUCAAUAUCAUGACCAAUCUUGGGUUCAGGGAAAGCUCUGGAACCCAACUCUCGGUCGCCAAGAACGCCAUUUCCCCCGCUAGCCCCAACUACAACUUCAACCCUCAUCUCAACAACGCCUACUGGGCUCCGGCGGAGUUCGUCAUUGACCCGUCCAAGGUCGGUACCGCGAGCGACAAUGUUGGAGCAGGCGGAUCGAGUGGCACAACAGGUACCAAUGGAAGCGCGAGCAUGUUCGGCAGUCGUGUCGACGCUAGUAUGCUAGACGGUAUUCCGGGGGCACCACUCGACUUUGCCAACUGGGACGCGUUCUUCAGUCGAAUCAACCAGAGCUCAUCCGACGCCAGCAGCCAACAGCAGCAGCAACAGGGGCUUUCGGCAGAUGGUCACCAGAGCACUGCGGGUGUCGAUGGGACAGGUUUCGCUCAUACACCCUAUGGCAUCGAGGCUCAGAUGAUGGACGCUGGUCGAUUUUAG